Aspergillus eucalypticola CBS 122712 is the source of this 606-nucleotide messenger RNA. RefSeq lists its product as uncharacterized. The record is from RefSeq and is a predicted model, not a curated record. The transcript is spliced from 7 exons. Lineage: Eukaryota; Fungi; Ascomycota; Eurotiomycetes; Eurotiales; Aspergillaceae. The coding region runs from base 1 to 606 and encodes 201 amino acids.
AUGAAGGAUUUGGUGAUAUGCCGCAAGGUCAAUGAAGGAGCAGAUGACAACGGGGAUGCCUCUGAGUUGUACACCGCCAUACCAAUCAACGUCCUACCAGCAGUGAGGAACCGCGUGGAUAUGACACUUCCGAUGCGUGAUCUUACAGACGACAUGUUUCUUGCUGGUUACCCGACGGCUGGAGACUCCGGGCUGCAAUCCCCGAGCGUACCUUGGGAGAUCACGGAUGGUUGUUUGAUAUUGUACCGUGAAGACCAAGCAGCAUUAUCUGCUGAUAUCCGAGCCCACAAAUUUACUGACACACUGGACUACUCAGCUGAUAAAGCCAGUCAAAGAUACGGAAGAGUCCAGGAAAGCGGGGGAGCAGCCCUGUUUGUUACAGGGACUGCAUUGGACUGCCUCCCCGCGGCAAGCAGUGCGUCGAAUCGGAUGCGCAAUGUAUUUCUGCCGACGACCGCAAAGCGACGCACUGAGGCACAGUGCAUUGCCUUAGUAACUGGUGUCUUGCCGCAAUUGACACGUACUAUCCUUGCACAAUGCCACUCUAGACACAAUAGAAGGCUUGUGGUUAAACGCAGCAACAGGCUAGAUCCCUCAAAAGAGUGA